AUGAUUGGUGACUGUAACAUGACGUAUUUUGUUGCAGAAGGACAGAAGUGUCAGAGGAUGAUGAUGUCAAACUUAAAACUCAAAACCAAUGCUAACUGCAAGUACGUCUAGCCUUCCUUUUCCUGAACUUGAUCCAGAUCAAUUUAGAUCCCCUGGAAACUGCCCACUUACCCCUCCCCUAAGCCAACAGUUUGCCCUAAGUGGGAAGUAAGUUAUAAUGUUGACUUAGGGAAGGGGUGGGUGGUCAGUUUUUUAGAAACCUCAAUUGAUCCCUUGACCCUUUCUGACAUUUUUCUUGUAGUGGCAGUAGAAGAACCUCCCUGACUAAAAGUGGGGAUUACGAUAAUGAUAGCGAUUCCAGGGCAGCAAUUUUUCAGUUAUGGCGCUACUCACAUAUGUACACUAUAGGGUAUCAAGAUACAGUAAAACCCGCGACUAAGAACCUGGUUUUUAAGAAACUGUUUAGCUAAAAUUUGUCAUUAAGCCCCUCUCUAUACAAACUCUAUUCUUCAGAAAAUAUGAACCUAUUUAAGAAUCUAAAUAACCUAAAUUUGUGCUAAUUUCCAUAUUUGUAAGAACCUAUUUAGGCUGACUUGGAAAAAUGCAGGUUCUUAGUCGCGGGUUUUUUACCCUAUGCUUUUUGCCUCUGACUCUGGAAAAGGGUACAAUAAUCACCCUAUAUCUCUGGAAGAUGGAUAUAUUUUACUUCAGUUUAACUCUGGAAAAGUGUCGAUUUUUUCCCCAUAAUUCCUGAUUAUCCUUGAUCAAGCUUUGGUGCCAACUCGCAGGCUAAGUAGUUACUUUCUGAAACAGGGUCGCAAAUUUUAAAAGACGGAAUCCAUCAAAGACUCGACUGCGCAUCCCUAUAGUAAUUUAAAUUUAAGAAAUAAUUAUUUAUAGUAAUUUCAAUUUAAUUCAAGGGAGGAAUUUCAGUUUUAGAGGGUCAUCAGAUUAUUAGUCAGUUUAAUUACUUUCAAAUGUUACCCUCUUUAAAUAAAGUUUUUAUCACCUGCAUCAUCAUCAUCAUCAUCAUCAUCAUGAUCGUCUUCAUCAUCCUCAAGGAAGUACCCCUGUGGAAAGUAACCUGAAUCGAUUUGAACUCUAUGACCCUUUUAAAAGAGAAACAUCAAAAACUCUCCAUCUGCUUGAGUUCGUUAGGUAGUAGCGGUGACGUCGUCAAUAUUUAACUUGUAACUUGUCACUUUCAUCGCUUUAUGUCAAUGUCAUAUCGCUUUUUCACAGCCUUGAAUAUCAGAGUCAAACGUCAUGCUUAACGCGUCACGUAUCAUCUUGCCUCACGGAUCUUUACUCUGGCUUUGUGCCUGCUGUCACAUCCUUGCUAAAGCUGUUGAGUUACCACUGUGGAGAUUUACAAGUAGAUCCAACCUUGAUAAACCAGUUCUUGCUCAGCCAGAUACAAUGCAGGUCCGAAGUUUUCUCUAGAACCGUGCGAUGUUGGGAUAAGUUUCGCGAUAGAUUCAACAACGACAAGGCAGAUUCCAGACUCUGCAGGUAGGAAAUAAACUCUUGCCACAUUAUAAGAAACAAGAUUGGGACUAAGACGAAUUCUCUGCAGAAUUGAGCAACAAAAACGUAAAACUUGUUUUGACACAUUGCUGCGAAACGAGUUUAAUAGCUACGUUGCGCGUUAUACCUGUCUCCCAACAAAUCGCGUUGUUGCAAGUUGCAAAAAGUUGUUGCUGAAGAAGAGAAGAGUUCUACUUUUUACGAUACAAUCUGUACACGUUGCGCCUUUUACAUGCCCAAGAUAAAAUUGUUUUGCAGAAAAUGACGUGGCCCCUGUGCAUGGCAUAACUCUUGCGUUAUUUUGUCUAAUCAGAAAGUCAGUAUUCGUGCAACUUGCAACAUAACCUGACUUGUUGCCAGAAAGAUUUGAACGCGGGUGGUAAAACGCCAAACAUAGUUUUCGAACUCGCUUUACAGUAAUGUUGCGGAACCGUGAUUUUGCACGUUUUUGCACGUUUUGCCCGUAGUUUAAGUGAGAGCUGCAGUGACAAGUUCUACUACAUAAGUGUGAAAACUUCCAUGAAAUAUUUCAUGGUACAAACAACAUAGUUUUCUAAAUAGACCACUUUAUAUAAAAUUUUUAUUUCUGCUUACUUUUGCUACAAGAAAUGAUUCUGGCUAGCAUGCUUUUUCUGGCAAAAAACUAUAACAUGGAAUGAUUGAUUUCCAUCACAACUUUAAUUUAUUCAGCCUCUUACUCGUUUCUAACUUGAUCGUUACAAACUGAGCCAAGAACAAGGUGUUCUUUACGUCAGGUUGGUCUAGAGGACGUUUUCUUGGAGGAAAAGUGCCACAUUAUCCUAUUGUAUUUCAACCAGGAUUUACAUGAAUCAGCGCAAAAGUGAGCCUUUAACACAUUGCAGAAUGAAAUAUAUUAUGCAUGGUGUGGCCCGUGUUUAUAUUAACAUAAAACAACAACAGAAGUGUCAAAUUCGCUAAUGGUCUAGUUAAGAUCGGCAUUACCAGUCUGUGGAUUGGAAGAAAUGCGGAUAUUGUUCUGGGCAGGUGCUGAUAAAAUGUUUUUUGAUUUUUUGGCCAUACUCUUGUGUAGGGAUUAUGCUGAAGCAAAGGACUGUGUGACACAGCAAGCAAAGACUGGGUGUGCAAUUGGACAGUACAUCAAUAGGGACCUGUUUAACCCUUUUUGCACUUACAAUACAGAUCCACCAUUGAACAGCUCAGGUACUGCGUUCAACUGUUUUUGUUUUCUCACUGUAACCCCCUGCAAACGAUUGCCGAAGAUUGAGAUACAGCUAGAGAUAAUUUUUGAUAUUCAAAUUGAAAUAUUUCAAUAUUAUACCCUAUUUAACUAGAGUUUAAGGUAUUUUACGAUUAGCAUUGAAAGAAGUAAUUUGACUUGAAUUAGUGAAAAGGAAUUUUGUCCCAUUCGGUUUUUGGCGAUUUAAAGCAUUUUUUCUACACUACUGCGAGGUCAUUUUGUGCUUUUCAAAGAAAGUUGUACGUUCUAUCUGUAAAGUUUUCAUGGAAGAUUUUAAUUAUGUUGCUUCCUUUCCUCACCUUUCUAUUUUUAUUAUUUUGUUUGCAGGAUCGAUGGUCUUGAUUGGUCGUUGCGAUACUCAGAAGUUUGCAUCCUCUGCUUAUUCUUGCCAGAGAGAGAUGAUGACUAAAUUAGCAAGAGCAGACAGUGGAAGCUGUCGGUAACAGAAAAGUCAUUCACUUAUCUCAGUAUAAAAACCUAACUGUUAAUUACAUUAUCGCCCUCAGAACUCCGAUCCUUUUGGCCAGCGCCACGGAUUGGCUGCUCAUGGUGGGGUCCAAAGAUGUAAGGGACAUUAGUUACUGUCUGUUUGUAAAAUGGAAAACUACUGCGCUUACGCGUUAUCUUGGUCAGGCCAGGGCUCUGGAUUCGUGAUACUGACCUCAAGGAACGCAGCUCUGGGGACGAGAAUGAAGCACUUCGACGAAUAUAACAUGCCUGGUUACUUGACUCUUCUUGUAGAAACUCGCUUUCUUAAAAUCAAGUCAAAAUAAUAAAAAAUAUACUUAAAAUCCCUGGUGAGAGUUUUAGACUCAGUAUAACAGGUACAUCAAAGACUCAGGCUAGCUUUUGGCCGCCGAAUAGUGCUUCUGUUUACACGCAAGGGCGGUUAUGGCGGCACGAUUUCUAUGACGGAGCAAAGCUGCGCCGCGCGGAUCUCAAAAGUGGAGUGUCACACAUCAGACAGGUUUUGUGCCUUACUUUGUUGUAGUGUGAACUCCUAUUCGGCCCGUCGCGGAAGUAAAUAAGUAGGAGCGAGGCUUAGAACCAACUCAACCGGAAGUAAAUAUUUAGGAGUGAGGACUGGAAUUUAGUGCACUAAACUCUCUCGGCCAUCCGGGCCAGCACGGUGUUCGAUGUGUGUGAAACGACUUAUGCAUCCCCGAGUCGUUGCUUUUUACACUAUACCGGAUAACUUCCGGUGUAGUGUGUACAUAUCCUCAAUAUUCGAAAAGAGAGGACAUUUUCUUACACUUUUCAACUUUUCUUUUCGUAGGGACCAAUAUGCUAGGCUAAAGUCUUGCUUGUCGUCGAUCAUGGAAGAAUGUCUUACUGGAACGUCGCUUUCUUCCCUCCAAGAUGAAAUCCGUGAACUAGUGCAAACAGUACUUUACCACUGCGGUUCCCUUAUUGCAGAAAACUUGUCGAUCGAUUCCCUACUAAUGAAUAUACUUAAUUGCAACAAAAGUAUGUUUCAAACGUCCGUCCAAUGCUGGGAUGAAUUUAGGCUGAGGCUGCUACUGAACAAAUUUGACAAGCAACUUUGUGUGUAAGUUUCAAUGUUUGUACUGCAGUUGACAAUACUCCAUAGUACUCUAAAUAUGUGCUAAAAUAGUAGAACGUGAACUAGCACACUAUCAUGAAAUCACUAAAGUUCGUUUUUACGUGACCUCACGGCGGCCAUAUUAGUAUACAAAAAAAUUAAACAGUGGCCUUGUUGGUGUACCAAAAAGACACGUUGGGAUUGAACUCUUUUGGAAACUUCUUUAACAAAUCGUUUUGCGAUUUUUUUGAGUAAGAAGUGAUAAAUAAUGUUAGUAUUUACCGAAUCAGCGAAUAGCAAUUUUUGCGCGUUUUAUUUGGCUCCCGUUAAACGCGAAUAUCCUUGGCUAUUCACCGUUUUGCGACCGGAGCUAAGAUGGCGUCUCCUUUCAAGAUAUUUUCGAAAGAUGAAACAAAUACCAAGAAAGUGACGAACUUUGGCCUAUCAGUGGUACUUAGAAAAUCACUUUCAUGCUGAAUUUGCAACAAAAUGGUAAAAAUGCGCUUGAGAAAAUCCCGAAAUAUUUUUAAAUUGUGAACAAAGUGACGUAAGUAAUUCACAAAUGUUUAUUUGUUAUUCUUAUCCAACUGAUUUUGGUAAAUACUAAAACAACUAUCCCCCUUAGGGUCGGUUCUUAGCGGCCCCCCUUCGGGGGAUAGUUGUAUACUAUUCAAGAAAAACUAAAGCGACCGUAACGUAUGGAAUGAACAUUUUUAAUGGUUAGAAUUGGAUAUUGAGUUGUUUACUGGUGACACUGAGCCAAAUGACGCUUCUCUAUUUCAUCGUUCAUGAUGGAAUUGUGGAUUGCAUGAAGUUUGAUAUCUUCUGAACUAAGAGAGCUGUGCGUAAAAAAGAGAUAUACCAUCAUUGCAGUGGUUUCCGAAAGGAGUGGUUCAACUGUACAAGGGUUGUUAAAAUACCCUUACUAAUAAACGUACCCUGGGUGCAAGAGAUUUUUCAUGCGCGGUUUCCGGUUACAUUUAAGUCUCAUACGGCUUCGCUCUUCGCGUGGCUUUGGCCUUCCGCCGAAGAUGUGCCAACCUGCGGCCGACCCCAAAGCACCCCGCCGCACGCGACGAAAACUUCUGGCUUCAGUUGUUGAAACGUUGAUUAGCGUUAUCCAUCGGAUAAAUCACUAUCCAGCGGAUAAGUAUUAGGACAAACAAUUGCGCCAUCAAUUGAUAGAGAUUUAUCCAGUGAAUAGCGUUAUCCGAAUUUUGAACAACUAGGGCCUGGUAACCAGGGUAUAAUAACAACCUUCUAAUAUUUGAAUAUUUGUACCAAUUUCUGCCUGAGAAUGAUCAGAAGACCUUUCACUUGUUCUAAUAACCUUCCUCAUAACGUUCUUCACACUCAAUGCUACUCACGUUGUGUUACAGGGACUAUGCUCGUUCUAAGCAGUGUGUCUUAAAGGCUGUCAAACAAGGAUGUGCUAUUGGUGAUCUAAUGGAAGAGGAUCUUUAUAACCCAUUCUGCAUUGAUGGCAUAGAUCCACUUAGCGUGCCACCUGCUUCAGGUGUGUCCUUUUCUCUGUGUGUUUGACGCAUUAGUUUUAGAAGUUGACAGGGACUAUUUUCUCCAGCUCCAAGACUAGUUUAUAACAUAGCUAGAAUAUACACUUAAUCAAAUUCAAUAACGUGAGCGUGUUUCAUGUUCCCAUUGAGUACGUUGAUGACGUCAACAAAUUAAAACCUUGACUUCUAGUGAUCUUCGCAAUCCUCUGCAUUCAAUUACAGUUCACAAAGAAGCAUUUACCUGUGUUUUAUCAUGUCUGUAAUCUAAAGAGAAACACUUUUGAACUUGUUAACAGAUAGUAGGGGAAUUGAGGUGAGUGCUAUUGUUGCUGUCAUCUGCGCAAGUAUAGCGUGUGCAAAUCCUCGAGAUGCAACCAGCGGUAAUUGCUUUUAGUAUAUAAUAAAACAGUAGAUACCGUUUUUCUCGAUUUCAUUGGAUACUCAAAGUAAAACGUCAAGAAAACGCGACGUCCGUUUGGUCAUUUGGGCGCCAAAAUUGUAAUCGUCGGCAGCAGUAAAUGAGUUAAAAACCAUGAUUUACUAGCCACCUCCACUUCGUAGUGCUAGGAACGCAUAUUGAAACAUCUUUAUCAAUAUCUAUUGGUGGUUUAUUUUUUCGUACAAAGAAUGUUUAAAGAUUUAUGGAAGGCUAACUGAAGCGUAAUCAUUAUUAUGUGUUUGUGAUAUUCCGAAGGCUGUUUUUUAACAUUGAUGAUAGAGAGAGGCUUCAAGUGUACACUCACUUAAAGCAAAAAAUUAUUAGACGUUACUCCAACUAGAACUUACUUUUCCUUAGUAAAUGCAUUGAAAAAACGUGCGGUGGCCGCGCCGGGAUACGAGUUUUAUCUUCGAGCGCUGACAGUAUCUCUCACUCUUUCGCUUCGCGCACUCGUGAGAGAUACUUUCAGCACGAGAAGAUAAAAUUCGUAUCUCCAAGUGGCUAUGUAAUGUUCUGUUUAUUUUACAGAUACUGAUGAAAUUCCUACAUAAAACACUAUUUUUUUAUUCAUUUUCGAAACAGCAAAAUAGUGUAAUUAAAGUGGUCACCUAUCGCUAAAUGCCUGUCACAAAAAUGUUAUGAAACUCGGAUAUAAAGUUGUAAAGGAGAAAUAAGGACAAUGAUACUUAGUAACCUGAGCGGGAAGCUCUCUUGUAAUUGGCUAAUCAUGUUAGUAACCAUGGCGACAACAAUAACCUCACACGUGAAAUAUAAAAAUAGUAUAUUCACUGCGUGCGAUGAUCAUGAAGAUGUGAUUUUUUAGUAAAAAAAAAAUCCUGGUAUUUCAACAGUAUCUAUAUAAUAAAAUUGUUUGCACGAGAACUAAAGUUCAUUUAUUGCAUUUCCUCUUUUUUUUUUGCAGCUCUUCCUUCAAGUCAAUUUAACUUUGUUUGCACAAAUGCAUAUUUUUACGAAAAGGCAGUUGCUUGUGAAGAUGACUUUUUAAACGCUCUUUAUUCAACAAGAGUUAUUACUAACUGCAGGUAUGUGUAAUCUUGCAAUGUGCAGUUUUGAUUAGUUGAUCACAGUUUCGGAAAAUAUUUCUUCUAGGUAUGAUAAACUUAAGCACUUUUAAGUUUGUAUAGAAACUUGUUUAAGCCACGUUGCUUAACGAAUGUUCAAUAGUGAAUCCACUAAGCCGACUGUUUUUUUUCUUGUUUGUUUGUUUCAUCCUAGAAAGCAAUCUCAGUCUUUUCUAGACUGUCUAAAGGCUCAUUUUGAACCUUGCGUCAGGCCACAUUCUAAUCCGGUAUUAUCAGAGGCAUUGAGUACGCUGGUUCUGCAAAGCUUACAGGGGACCCAGCUUCUAUGCAGUUCGCCCAUACAGCAAAUCACGUGGGAUGACCUUCCUCCACUCCUUCGAUCGGUUGCAUCAUGUGAAAAUGAGUUUACUUCGGAAGCAGCUAGUUGUGGAAAAACUUUUCGUUCAAAGUUCAUUCCCGUUCCUUCACCACUGUGUGAAGAGUUUGAGGACGCCAAGAAGUGUAUGGACAAGGCUAGAGAAUCUCACUGUUCGUUUGGCUUUCAAGCCAGGGAGACACUCAAGGGAAAAUCAAAUCCAUUUUGCGACAACAGAACUCGACCGCUAUUCAACGACGAUAGCAUCUGCGAGAAAGUAGAUUCAAUACUGUCAUUCGUCAGUGUUAUAUUAGUUUUAUCAAACAACCUAUUUUAA
Messenger RNA from Porites lobata, 7977 nucleotides. NCBI's taxonomy places the organism in Eukaryota, Metazoa, Cnidaria, Anthozoa, Scleractinia, Poritidae. The record is from the annotation of a GenBank genome assembly.